Molecule: messenger RNA, 1278 nt
Organism: Paramisgurnus dabryanus
Lineage: Eukaryota; Metazoa; Chordata; Actinopteri; Cypriniformes; Cobitidae
Cellular component (GO): multivesicular body
Source: RefSeq, a predicted model, not a curated record
UUCUCCCCUUUUAGACCUCCUCUCACAUCUCAUUGACUGCGCAAACAACAAGCCCCUCAAAUUUAAAGCAAGAAGAGCCUCCUGUGUCUGGAUCAGUUGUGUGGUUUUAGUUUUGCUGAUCUUACAUUGACAGUUAACUACUCCUGCAGUAAAAUGGUGUCUCUGUUAAUGCCAUACAUCAGUGUUCUUCUGCUGCUUCAGUUCGGCCCACAACUACUGUAUGGAGAUGAAUCUCAGAACUGUGGACCUAAAGGAGAGAAGGGAGAACGAGGAGUGCAGGGACCACCUGGUAAUGCAGGACCACCUGGACCACAAGGAUCUAAAGGAGAUACAGGGCUUUCUGGAGGCGACGUCAUGUCCAAGCCAAAUGCAAAUGUGGCCAUGAUUCCCACUGGACCUAAAGGAGAGAAGGGGGAUCCAGGCUUUCCUGGUCCAGCUGGUAGGCCUGGCUAUCCUGGCAUACCUGGACUUCCUGGCUCAAAGGGGGAUCCAGGCUUUCCUGGCAUUCCUGGUCCAGUCGGUAGGCCUGGCUUUCCUGGACCUUCUGGCCCGAAGGGGCAACAAGGGAGUCCUGGAAGUGACGUCACGUCCCUACAAUCUCAGAUGCAUGAUCUCUCUGCUAAGAUUGCCAUGAUAGAGAAAGUUGCUAGUUUUGAUGCAUUCAGAAAGGUUGGACAGAAAUAUUUUGUUUAUGAUGGCUUUGUAGAAAGCAUUGAUAAGGGGAUUCAAUACUGCAAAGAAUUUGGUGGAGCAAUUGCUUUGCCAAGAAAUGCUGAUGAAAAUAAGGCUUUGGUAAAAGUAUCAGUGGCCAGUGGUUUAGAUGAUCUAAACAGGUAUCCAUAUAUUGGAGCCACAGACAGAGAUAAAGAAGGACAGUUUGUAGACAUUAAUGGAAAACCCUUGACUUUUACCAACUGGGAUUCAGGUCAGCCUGAUGAUUAUAAAAGUGUACAAGACUGUAGUGUUCUCAGAGUGGGGACUGGUUUUUGGGAUGAUACUGACUGUGAUAAACGUCCUAUCAUAUGUGAAAUAGAAAUCAAAUAAUGUGCCUCAUUCAGGAUAUAAGUAACUAAACAAAUUUGUGGUAUUAUUACACAAUUAGAAAUCUGUCUGUCAACAAUUCUACCAUGAAUAACAUUACAGUUAAAUAAUCAAGUACUAACUCUCAAUUAUUCAUUAUAAAAUUGUAUUACCAGUUUAAUUAAAGAGAUGUUAUGUUCGUGUGAGAUUUUUAUAAUAGUCAAACAAAAUAAAAGCCUCAUAAUAGCCGGCUUCACA